AUGACAGAAACAGGUGUAGAUUCAUUUGCCAAUAACUCAGUGAUUGCUGAUGAUGAUGAACCAAUGAUUGUUGGUGAUGAUCAACGAGUUUAUAGUCGAACAAUCGUUCGAAGCAAGGAUAAAGUACUUAAACCUGUUAACAAUGAACCUAUUGUUGUUGAAAAAGGAGUCCAUGGAACGAUCGUCAUGGUGAAAAGAGCAAAGCAUUACGCUUUUCUCAAACGUAAUGAUAAUAAUCAAUACAAAGACAUAUUUGCUCGAGAAGCAUCGAUCGUCAACCAAUCUCAUCAACGAAAAAAAUUUUUCUUAUCGGAUAAAUCAAUUAAAGAUCUUGAAGCUGUUAAUAUUCAAAUAACAGAGAGAAAUAUCAAGAGUAUUUCUCAAUUGCCAAAGAUACCGAGAAAAAAAAAAGGAAAGUAA
This is a messenger RNA of Rotaria sordida, 420 nucleotides long. NCBI's taxonomy places the organism in Eukaryota, Metazoa, Rotifera, Eurotatoria, Philodinida, Philodinidae. The record is from the annotation of a GenBank genome assembly.